Messenger RNA from Pogoniulus pusillus (Red-fronted tinkerbird), 4350 nucleotides. It is a transcript of the gene GPR155, whose product is annotated as G protein-coupled receptor 155. Lineage: Eukaryota; Metazoa; Chordata; Aves; Piciformes; Lybiidae. The transcript has 15 exons. Gene Ontology annotation, cellular component: membrane. Bases 13 to 2580 code for a protein of 855 amino acids. The record is from RefSeq and is a predicted model, not a curated record. Gene Ontology annotation, biological process: transmembrane transport; intracellular signal transduction; negative regulation of BMP signaling pathway.
UGGUCAAAGAAAAUGGAUAGCUAUUCAAACUUCAAUGGAAACAACCUCUCAUCUUCAGUUAAUGUGUCUAUUUCCUUGCCUGAAGAAGUUGGACUCAAUGCCACGAGCGGUACUCCUUCUAUGUCAAUAAGCAGGCUUUUCCCAGCCUUGUUAGAAUGCUUUGGAAUAAUUCUUUGUGGCUACAUAGCUGGAAGAGCCAACAUUAUCACAUCAACUCAGGCCAAAGGACUGGGAAAUUUUGUGUCCCGUUUUGCACUCCCAGCUCUACUGUUCAAAAACAUGGUGGUACUUAAGUUUUCUAACGUGAACUGGUCCUUCCUGUACAGCAUUUUGGUUGCUAAAGCUGCUGUGUUUUUCUUAGUCUGUGUUUUAACAUUGUUGGUAGCAAGUCCAGAGAAGCGAUUUAGCAAAGCGGGUUUGUUCCCUAUUUUUGCUACACAAAGCAAUGACUUUGCACUGGGAUAUCCAAUAGUUGAAGCUUUGUAUCAAACCACUUAUCCAGAAUAUCUCCAGUACAUUUAUCUAGUGGCUCCAAUAUCUCUGAUGAUGCUAAACCCCCUGGGGUUUAUCUUCUGUGAAAUCCAGAAGUGGAGGGAUAAUCGCACUGCGUCACAGAGCAAAAUCAAAAUAGUGGGCCUAGCACUUCUCAGAGUUCUGCAGAACCCAAUUGUAUUCAUGGUCUUCAUAGGAAUUGCCUCAAACUUUAUUCUUGGCCAGAAAAUUCCUGAAUACCUUGAAAACUUCCUCGAUGGACUGGGCAAUUCAUUUUCUGGCUCUGCACUUUUUUACCUUGGACUAACGAUGGUAGGACAGACUAAGAAACUGACAAAGAGUAUGUUUGUUACACUGAUCCUUCUCAUCACAGCUAAACUACUCAUGAUGCCGUUCCUCUGUAGGGAAAUGGUGGAACUCUUUGACAAGAGUGACAACGUAGUCAACCAUACCAGUUUAUCAAACUAUGCAUUUCUUUAUGGAGUUUUUCCAGCAGCACCUGGUGUCGCAAUAUUUGCAAGUCAAUUUAAUAUGGAAGUAGGAAUUAUUACCUCAGGCAUGGUGAUAAGCACUUUUGUGUCUGCACCUAUUAUGUAUGUUUCUGCCUGGCUGUUGACCAUUCCAUCUAUGGACCCCAACCCUCUGGCAUCUGCUCUCCAAAAUGUUAGCUUUGACAUAAGUAUUGUCAGCCUCAUUUCUCUGAUCUGGUCUCUUACUGUUAUUCUUCUGAGUAAGAAAUACAAACAGCUUCCUCAUAUGAUUACAACGAAUCUCCUUGUUGCUCAGUUUGUUGCUUGCAUUGGAAUGGUUGUAUGGAAUUUUGUUGCUAAACAGAACGACAUCACCAUGCAGAUCCUAGUAUUUAUAUUCCUGUACAGCUCACUUUAUAGCACCUACCUGUGGACAGGUUUUCUGUCUUUCUCUUUGUUUCUGUUGAGGAAGACAGAAACAGUGAAGAUUCCCAUUGGGUUUAUUAUCAUAGCUGGAUGGGGAAUUCCAACACUUCUGGUGGGAAUCUUACUAAUUUUUGGUCAAUGUAACAACAUGACUAUUGACUCUGCCUUUUUCUAUGGAAAAUAUCAGAUAAUUACCACAGCAGUGAUUCUGUUCAUCAGUAUAUUGAUGUCAGGUAUCUCACUUAUGUGCAUGAACAGAACUAGGCAAGAGUCAAGCUAUGAGGUGCUGAAUCCAUAUUCACCACGUAGCCAAGUGGAGGGAGUUGCGGAAAGGACUGAGAGGAAUCAAAUUUCAGCCACUGUUCCUCAGUCUUCUGCAGGAUCUUCUGCACAACCUUCUCUAGAAUCUUCUGCACAGCCAUCUCCUGAAAGAGGUUGCUGUUCUUGUCAAACAAAAAAUAGUGAAUUAUCCUGUGCUGGAGAGAACAAAGUGGUGUCAAAUUGUGUUGAGAGCAAGGCUCCUCCAAUUGAAACAGCUGAUCAGUGUGUAAAUCAGUGCAGUGCUCAAACCUGUGUAUUGGCUCAGGAAGAACAGCUUCUACAGACUGGAGACAAACAGCUGGCCAGACACGUGCUACUGUGCUUACUUCUUGUUGUUGGCUUAUUUGCUAAUCUUUCUAGUUGUUUGUGGUGGCUGUUCAACCAAGAACCUGGAAGGCUGUACGUGGAAUUGCAGUUUUUCUGCGCUGUGUUUAAUUUUGGCCAGGGUUUCAUUUGCUUUGGCAUUUUUGGCUUGGAUAAGCAUUUAAUCAUUCUACCAUUCAAGCGAAGACUUGAAUUUUUCUUGGGAGGAAGAGAAGCAGCAGGGCAUAGUGAUCCCUCUGUACCUGAGGAAAUCAGGAUGACCUGUCAACAGUUUGUUCGUUAUCAUAAAGAUCACUGUGUCAAAAGUAUUGUCAGAGGCAGAAGGUGUGGUGCGAAGAUCUCUACUGGCAUCUUCUUUGGCUGUGACCUGGUGAACUGGCUCAUGCAAGUUGGCCUUGCCUCUGACCGUGGUGAAGCUGUGAUGUAUGGAGACAGACUGAUGAAAGGAGGCAUCAUCCAGCAUAUCACAAAUGAAUUUGAGUUUCGAGAUGAAUAUUUGUAUUACCGCUUUAUUCCAAAGAGAUCAACUCCAGCUGAGAGUCAUUGACCUAAGCAGGUAGACAGAGGACAGGCAAAUAGGGGUGAGUGUGACUACCUCUUCUGCCUUCACUGCUGAAAUGUGCAGUAUUUUUCUCUUGGGGCUCUCAGAAAGUUGUGGGUUUUUUUUUUAAAGUUAAGAGAUGUGGUUCUAGUUGCAUCUGCUCUGAAUGAAGUGGUAGCAACCAAUAUUUACUGAGCGUUCCAACCCAAAUGCAACUAGAACGAAGUAGAGAUGCUCUGGUCCUGGAGCAUUUUUUCCAUUUGGAAUGAAACACAUAGUGGAGUAUGUGUCACUGCCAUAUUAGAGAGGCAUUAUAACAGCAGCUUCAGUGACUGCUGCCACAAGUUAAACAAAAAAACCCCAAACAAAAUGUGAACAAAAGAGAUGUUGCUCUAUAUUCUCCAUGUUUUAGUGUGAUAAAGCAUCAAGGUUUAUGGUCACCCUUCCCCCUAACUUCAUAGAAGGAAGAUUUCUUCCAUCAUACCCAUUUUUACUAUUCUCCUCUUGUCUAACACCAGAAACCUUUUCUAGCUGUUUACACCUCAGAUCAGGUGGGUUUUUUUUCCUUAAAGAUAAAAUCCUCUGUUUGUAAAAUUAGAAUUGUUGUGAAGAUAAUUCUGAUGUGAGAGGAUUAAAAUGGAGGUAAUACUGAGUGCAAUAUACUACAGUUUUGUACAAACUUACCAAAUUUUAAGGCCCUAUAAAAAUAUCCAUAGCUCCCACUGUGGUAAGAAAGAAUUCCCAUAAAAUGGAAUUUCAUCUUAAAUAAUUAUUUCUGAUGUUUUGCCUUGUGGUGGUCAGAGCAGCUUUGUCAAGACUAGAUUUUUUAUUUCUCCCCCCAGUUUAGCUCAGAAGUGCCAGCUGCAAAUAAAGAAGUUAUGGAAACCUUGACUUACACAGGUAUCCUAGACAAAACAAGAAUUAUCAAUGUUUUAAAAAUUAAAUACAAUGACUUUAAAAUCUAUUAUGUAAAGAAUCCAAACUGAACAUCCAAGUUAGGGUUCAGAGUAGCUAGAGAAUAUUUUCAGUAUUGGUUGUUGGAACACAGGUUUCUAAUAAGCCUCAGGUAUCCUCCUAUGAUGUUGAAAUACCUGCUCAAAUGUCACUCAGAUUCCCAUGCACUAAAGGCAGAAACUGUAUCUUCUGCAGUCUGAUAGCCAUUAUGCUGUUGCUUUAAAAGUGCAGGAACAGCAUUUGUAUACCUAUAUAAAAAAUUUAUAUAGUGAGGGAAAGAAACCUAGGUAUUAAAAAUAGAUUUGCUCAAGCAAGCACAUGAAUAACUCUUGUCAUCCUGUUUUUAAAAGUCCCUUCCCUCUUUGUUUUUUUUUUUCCUGUUUAUAGUACACAGAUUUGUACUGCUUAUGCAUCUACUUUUUUAUUAAAAAUUAGAAGUGAUUUUAGCAGCCUAAACUACUGUUCAAGAAAACAUUGUUUUAUAGUAGCUAUAACUCCAUGCAAGGCAUGUUGGAAAAAUAAUUUCUUUUUCUGUCAGUCUUACUGCACUCCUACAGUGUGGACAGAAACAACUGCAUCCUACCACAUACAUAUGCUACAUGAGCUGACAUAAUGUAAUGAUUUCCAGUAACAAAAUAAUUGAGAGCUGUAUCUGGCUGUGGCCACAAAGGAAAACAAUAGAGUAUUUCCACUGCAACUGCAUAAGAUGAGUACAUCAAAUACCGUGAAAUAAUUGGAUAAAUGUAACUUAAGAGCAGAAGCCAUGAGUAUGUCUGGCUUCUAAGUACUGGAAUUUCUCAAUAAAUCUGUUACUUGAUUUCA